Messenger RNA from Musa acuminata AAA Group (dessert banana), 3402 nucleotides. Its product is annotated as cytochrome b561, DM13 and DOMON domain-containing protein At5g54830. Lineage: Eukaryota; Viridiplantae; Streptophyta; Magnoliopsida; Zingiberales; Musaceae. The record is from RefSeq and is a predicted model, not a curated record. The transcript has 2 exons. The coding region runs from base 137 to 2857 and encodes 906 amino acids.
UCCGAAGCGAUCCCACCAAUUGUGGGUUUCCUCGUGGCGACGCACUAACGACCCGUCGGUGGGAAGCCGCCCGCUUCCGUCAAACCCUAAUUUGGACCUCCCCCAAUUUACGCAGAUCUCGAUCGAAGCUCCUCCCAUGGCGCCUUUGCCGUUGCUCCUUUUCCUUGCUCUCCUCCCGGUCGCCGUCGCCGGCGACGGAUGCGCCAAGAAUACUACCCUUGCUGGCUUUGAGGCGGACCUCGCCAUGGCCCAGCACCAGGUCCGCGGCGUCGUCCGGAUCGUCGACGGCUGCUCCUUCUCCGUCCGGCGCUUCGACAUGCUCGCCGGCUCCGACCAGGUCAGGUGGUGGGGCGCCGCUGGCGACGACUUCCGGAACCUCUCCCUUGGGUCCCAGAUCUCCGACAUGCCCCUCAACCGCACCUACCGCAAUGAGUCGCUUACUGUUCGGCUGUGGGGCAACGCCACUUGGGACCAGAUCACGGUCCUCGCCAUCUGGGACGAAGCCAGCGCCUCUGACUUCGGCCAUGUCGUCAUCCGUAACGCCACCGGCAACGAGACCGAGCCUUCCCUGGCGCCAAGCCCUGGCCUUUCCCCAGCCCCCUCUCCAGCUCCUGAUUCUCCGGCUUUGGCCAAGAACAGAAGCAGGAUCCGCCGCCCGCCGACCAUGUUCGACAACUGCCUGACUUUGUCUCCAAUAUUUCGACUUCGGUGGUCGCUGUACCCUGAGUCUGAUUCCGUCGAUUUUGGCCUCGAAGCAACCGUGGGAUCGGAGUACUACAUGGCCUUUGGGUGGGCGAAGCCUGAUUCGUCAUCUCCCAUGAUCGGUUCCGAUGUGACUGUCACUGGGUUCACAGAAGAAGGUAUUCCCUUUGCUGAAGACUACUUUAUUACUGCAUACAGCGAGUGUCUUCUUAACAAGGAUGGCAAGGUCGAAGGUGUGUGUCCUGAUACUAUCUAUGAGGGAUCGGAUCCGAUUGGACUGGUGAACAACACCGAGUUUCUCUAUGGGCACCGCCGAGAUGGGGUGGCAUUUGUUCGUUACAAGCGCCCGCCGGCGUCUGUUGAUGAGAAGUAUGAUGUGCCAGUGAACAGGACAGAGAACAUGACAGUGAUUUGGGCGCUUGGUAUAUUGAGGCCACCUGAUUCCCUUAGGCCAUACUACCUUCCCCAAUAUCAUGGAAGUUCACAAGGAACGGCUUAUGGUUACCUUAGACUCAAUGUGUCAGAGCAGGUGGACGACUGCCUCGGGCCACUGGAUGCUGAAGAUAAGGAGGAUCAGGAUCUGAUCAUUGCUGUCGCGAAGACACCUCUCAUUGUUACAUCAGGGCCAGCUUUGCAUUACCCAAACCCUCCAAAUCCCUCAAAGGUGCUUUAUAUUAACAAGAAAGAAGCACCCUCGCUGAGAGUAGAAAGGGGUGUGUCAGUAACCUUCUCGAUACAAGCUGGGCAUGAUGUUGCACUCUACAUCACAUCCGAUGCCAUUGGUGGGAAUGCAACAUUGCGGAAUAUGACCGAGGUUAUCUACGCUGGUGGAUCACAGUUCGAGGGUGUGCCAGCUAGCCCAACAGAGUUGACUUGGUCACCUGACAGGAAUACACCCGAUCAAGUUUACUACCACUCCUUGUUUGAGCAGAAAAUGGGUUGGAAAAUUCAUGUGGUUGAUGGAGGUCUUUCGGACAUGUACAAUAAUAGUGUUCUCUUGGAUGAUCAACAAGCAUCCUUUUUCUGGACUUUAUCCGAAGAUUCAAUAUCUAUUGCAGCUCGAGGUGAGAAAAAAAGUGGAUAUCUUGCGAUUGGAUUUGGAAGUGGAAUGAUAAACAGCUAUGCCUAUGUUGGUUGGAUAGAUGAUAAUGGGAAAGGUCAUGUAGACACUUAUUGGAUUGAUGCAAAGGAUGCUAUGAGUGUGCAUCCAACUUCUGAAAACAUCUCACACAUGAGAUGUAGACAAGACAAUGGAAUCAUGACAUUUGAGUUUACUCGUCCUUUGUCACCUUCCUGUAGUGGAAAGAUAGAAUGUAAGAAUAUCAUUGAUCCAACUACUCCUCUAAAAGUCAUUUGGGCCAUGGGUGCCCAGUGGUCAGAAGACGAUCUAAGUGAGAGGAAUAUGCAUUCUGUUACAAGCAAUAGGCCUGUUAGGGUUCUAUUGUUGCGAGGAUCGGCAGAGGCAGAGCAGGAUCUGCGCCCUGUUCUAGCUGUUCAUGGGUUUAUGAUGUUUGUGGCUUGGGGUAUCUUGCUUCCGGGGGGAAUAUUGGCUGCAAGGUAUUUGAAACAUGUAAAAGGUGAUGGCUGGUACCAGUUACAUGUCUACUUGCAGUACUCUGGAAUCGCAAUUAUGCUACUUGGUGUUCUUUUUGCAGCUGCUGAACUCCGUGGUUUUUAUUUAAGUUCAGUGCAUGUGAAAUUUGGUAUAACUGCUAUACUCUUGGCAUGUUCACAGCCAAUAAAUGCAUGUGUACGUCCCAAAAGACCAGCUAAUGGAGAAGUUGCCUCUUCAAAACGAAUACUUUGGGAAUAUUUUCAUGUUAUCAUUGGGAGGUCUGCCAUUGUAGCUGGAGUUGCUUCUCUAUUUAGUGGAAUGAAGCAUUUGGCACAAAGAUAUGAUAGCGAGAAUGUUCAAGAGCUUACUUGGGCAUUAGUAUUAUGGAUUUUGGCUUUUGUCCUUUUAGUUAUGUACUUGGAGUAUAUGGAGGUUAAGCGAAGAAGAAAGGACAGGAGUCAUCUAAGAGGCAAUUGGGUGUUGGGAAAUAGUGAGGAAGAUGAUUCAGUUGAUCUGUUGCGUCCUGAAAGUACUGCUACUAAAUCAGAGUCUCAGUCAUCUGGCAUGAUGGAAGUGCAACUUGAACCUCUUAGCAGAUAAGUUACAAAUUUGUUUUACAUCAAAACAAAUAGAUAAGUACUUCAGACUUGGGACUUUUUAAUGUAUAGAGAAGAUGGAGCCAUGGUGAUUGACUUUGCCUGAGAAGAUUCUUUUGGUGUAAAGGGCUGGCUGAUGAAUGAUGCUUGCAAUUCAAGCAAAAUACUGUAGCUGUUGAAGAGAAGUGGUGUUUGGUAUGUGGCUUUUCUUGUGUAUGUAUCAGAUUUUUCGAAUUACACAUCAAUUACCAUGAUAUUUUUUCAAUAUUUGAAGUAUGAUGCUCUAUUAAUAGAAAAGAUAACUUUUUAUCGUCAAUCAAUAGAAUAAAUUGGAUCUAUAAGGAGUUGAGUGCAGUAUGCAUAUUAUCAGCUUGGUCAAUGAUAAUUGAAUCUCCCACUUAUGGCUAUAUGCUAGAAUUCAAGUUCAUGUGCUACUUUUUCGUUUUUGCAUUAUUGUGCUAUUGUACUUGCUGUUCUCGAGUUUUGAGGGUUUUGUUGUUUGAAUGAAGUACAUUAAUUUUGGUAAAACUUUGGUACAUUUUGUGCGAA